AUGCACGAGAACUCCGCGGGUACCGAGUACCUCUGCCAUCCUCUGCUGGAUGAGCUCCUCGUCUGGCGCCAAUCCCGAAGGUGCUGCUUCCACAAGCGGCAUUCGGCAGAGGCAGACCGCCGCUUCAAAAACAUUGACGAUGACCACCACCCUCUGGAACAAGUGGAUUCGACCACUAGCGACCAGUCCAACGAUAGCGACCAUGUGUCCCUGUUACCAAACAAGAUGUAUGGCCGGACGCCCGAGGGAACAGUUUUUACCGUUCCCGCGACUCACGACAUGGUCUCCCAGCUCCUCGACCCCCGUGAGCCCAAGAACAUUACGGAUGUCGCCGUCAUCUUGAUCCUCGCCUUUCACAUCUUCUUGGCCUACUCUCUUCCUCCCGGCUUCAAGCGCCCCAUAUUCGCCUUGAUUUUUAUGUUUUGGAGGGCUUCUUACAACAUUGGUAUCGGCUAUCUUCUUAAUGUCCAGUCUAAGCACAGGCGCAUCGUGACAUGGGCCAGGCGAUGGAGGCUCUUUGAAGCGCCCUCGUCGGGUAACCAGCCCCGACCCUGGCUGUACAACUUGCUCAAGCGCGAGUUCGAGACCAAGAUCCCCGAAGAUUACGAAUUCGACAAGGCGCCCCUCGAGUACAACACAUGGCUCCUCUUCCGUAGGGUCGUGGACCUGAUUCUCAUGUGUGAUUUCGUGUCGUACUGUCUUUUCGCCAUUGUGUGCUCUAGCCCUCCCGCCGGUGAAUCCCUAGGUAUCUACCUGACAAGGUGGGGCCUCGGUAUCGGCCUCGUUGGCUUCAACCUCUGGGUCAAGCUCGAUGCUCACCGUGUCGUCAAGGAUUAUGCCUGGUAUUGGGGCGACUUUUUCUAUCUCAUCGACCAGGAGCUGACCUUUGAUGGCGUCUUCGAGAUGGCGCCCCAUCCCAUGUACUCCAUUGGGUACGCCGGUUACUAUGGUAUUUCCAUGAUGGCCGCCAGCUACGAUGUCCUCUUCAUCUCUAUUGUCGCCCACGUUGCCCAAUUCGUUUUCCUUGUUCUUGUCGAAAAUCCCCAUAUCGAGAAGACGUACAACCCCCGCUCCCCGAAAGAGGACCUUGUCCACCAAGUCCGAGGUACGGCAGAAUCGCUCUCGCAAGUGCACAACCUUGUGGGCCUGAAGAACCUUGAUCUCUUCCGGGCCACCGACUACACCGUAAUCCUCUUGUGCGGAUAUGUCGGUAUCCUGACUUUGGUCACUCCGUCGACGCCCCUCUAUCAGUUCCUUUUUGUCUUGCACGCUGCCGUGUGGCGCGUGUGGUUCACGGCUGGGCUCGGAGCAAUUCUGCACUUGCAGUCGAGGAACAAGCUUUGGACCCGUCACUUUGUCAAGUAUGGCGAGACUCCCGUGGAAGCGUGGAAUCAGUGGAAGGCGCUGUACCACAUCAAUGUACACACCCCCGAGGACUGGAACUACGGCUGGGUGCCACUGAAGCACGUGCUCGGCGGCGGCCUCGUGGCGCUGCAGGUCUGGACGGCGACCAGCAUCCACGAGUCCCUGGGCGAGUUUGGCUGGUUCUUCGGCGACUUCUUCUUCGACUCCCGCGGCAAGCUUACAUACACAUCCAUCUACCGGUUCCUCAACAAUCCCGAGCGAAUCCUCGGCUCGGCGGGCAUCUGGGGCGCCGCGCUCAUCACGUGGAGUCGAGCCAUCUUCAUCAUGGCCCUCAUGAACCAGAUUCUGACCUGGGGCUUCAUCUCCUUUGUCGAAAAGCCCCAUAUGCAAAAGAUUUACGGCCGCAAUGUUCGCAACGAAGCUGGACUCACCAAGUUUAUCAAGAAGUCGCUGCCUCCCCUUCCUCGACACGGCGCGCCCCAAGUUCGCCAGCGGAGUCAAGACCAUUGUGCGCGAUACCUCGGCCCUGUUCAACUCCCCGCCCGGCUUACCAUUACGCGGCUGGCACCCGACCUCGCUGGGUUUGACCCCAAGUACUACUCUCUCGAAGUCGACGGCACUCCCUCCGGCGCAGGGGCUCUGGACGAGCGGGCAACGGGCAAGGAGAGCGUCGCGGCUAGGUUCCGACAGGACGGUGCCAAGACCCUUAGCUUCGAAUAUGGCGCGCCUCUCAGGGUUAAGUGGCGGGCGCCUGCCCACCACAGCAAGAAGGACUGGAUCGGGUUGUACAUGGUGGCGGAUAACCACUCGCGCGAGGUGACGGAUAUUGCAUCCCUCGGGCGAUGGACGCCGACCAACGAAGGCGUGUAUGACGAAGAGACGGCAAACAACAAAUCGAUCACGGUCUCGCAACGUCGGGUGGAGAAGACGGACCCUUCGGCCCCGGAUCUCGUGGAGGGUGAGGUGACGUUCUCCGGUGACCGACUGUGGUGGACGCAGGGAGUAUUCGAGUUCCGGUUACAUCACGACGGACGACACAACGUCAUGGCUAUAUCGCAACCGUUUGAAGUACGCAUCGGCAAGUUUGUCGAAGACGACGUGGAAGUGGAUGCGUCGUCGGGAGCGUACGAGAGGGCCGCGGAGGAGGCGCUUCUACCCGUCGUACGCAACUGUCUAGAUCGGGAUCCGGACAUCGCGCCCAGCGCGGCGGAGGAGCCGUUUGGCAGCCACGUGGAACGGGACAGCAAGUACGCGAAGAGGGUGGUGUACGCGAUUCACCAGAUGUUUGGCGUAGAGUUUGCAGCGGCGGUGGUACCGGCGGAUGGCAAUGUCAAGAAGCUCGCGUGGCGAAUUUGCAACGCGAAGCAAGUCUUGGCGCCCUACAGCAUGUCCGCUUCCAGGGGAACUACGACGCCUAUAUAA
Molecule: messenger RNA, 2787 nt
Organism: Parascedosporium putredinis
Lineage: Eukaryota; Fungi; Ascomycota; Sordariomycetes; Microascales; Microascaceae
Source: the annotation of a GenBank genome assembly